Ectocarpus siliculosus is the source of this 888-nucleotide messenger RNA. The record is from the annotation of a GenBank genome assembly. Lineage: Eukaryota; Phaeophyceae; Ectocarpales; Ectocarpaceae.
AUGACGCGUCGUGCAAGUGGUGGCGACACUGGCGAGGGAGACGGGACAGCAGGCUCCAGUUCCUCCAAACGAUCUUCGCGUCGAGGGCGAGGAUCUAGCGACGAGGAGGCGGCUGCGGCAGCCGCUAUCAUCGGUCUUCUGGGUGCUGGAGACACCGGGGCGCAAGAGGGCAGGAGGAGUCUUCGAUCCGGUCGAAAGCUGGGCGGGGACGCGGGAAGCGGUAGUCGCACCGCCCCCGACCAUGCCGCCGAGAGCGGUGCGGAACAUGCUCAACCGACACCACCGAAGUCCACCAGACCGCACCGUGCGGCGUCUCCCAAACGUGGGAGGUGGGCAUCUGGCCGUGGCGGAGGCGCGGUUUCGGGGGCUGGAGGGAGCAGCGCCGGGGAGGAGGGGGGUGGAGAGGUGGAAGGCUCUGCAAAAGUUGGUCCAAACGAGGGAGAGGGCGAGCCUAGCAGUUCACGCGGCCCCCGGUCUUCAUCGAAGACCCGGACUGGAGGAAGCAGUGGAAGACCCCCUCGACACCCCUCGAAGAAGGGACCUUCGAAGAGGAAGGCUGAGAUGAAGCAAACUUUCCUUGACAUCGAUGGGAACGAGAUCGUGAGGAAGGCCGAGUUCCCCCGCGAGUUAGCCGACAUCGAGAAGAAGGUGCUGCUGCAGGUGAUCGAUGAUCUCCCGCAAGGCGUUGAGGCUUACGGCGCCAAAGGGGUCAGCGAAGCGAGCUACCUGUGGUGGGACUGCAACGUCUUGGAGGACACCGCGAAGACGCUAGCCGACGACGAGAACUACCAGAAUGACCCGCAGGUCCUCUUCGGCUCGAUCGAGAACUUCUCACCCAUCUACGACUGGGUGGGCUCUCAGAAGACUCAGCUCAGCACCUACGUUUAG